Molecule: messenger RNA, 2320 nt
Organism: Anolis sagrei ordinatus
Lineage: Eukaryota; Metazoa; Chordata; Lepidosauria; Squamata; Anolidae
Product: cytochrome P450 2J4-like
Biological process (GO): xenobiotic metabolic process
Cellular component (GO): cytoplasm; intracellular membrane-bounded organelle
Molecular function (GO): iron ion binding; oxidoreductase activity, acting on paired donors, with incorporation or reduction of molecular oxygen, reduced flavin or flavoprotein as one donor, and incorporation of one atom of oxygen; heme binding
Source: RefSeq, a predicted model, not a curated record
UACAAAAAGAUGUUAGUGGAAAAUUAAGAAAAAGGGGAGAGAGACAAUUAGGAGCAACGCCUCCAGAAAAAAAAAAGCAUACCGCAUUUUGCCUGAUUGAGAGGACUGGAAAGAUCUCAAAGUAGAGAAAGAAGAAGAAUGGCAGGAGUCUGGGUGUUUUUAAUAGCCUUUCCUUUAUGCCUUUUGAUUCUGUCCUAUCUGAAAGUUCUCUGGGCACACAGAAGAUUCCCUCCUGGACCAUUUCCUCUUCCUCUCAUCGGAAGCCUGUGGUGGAUUGGGCUCGGACUGAAUCCUGACAGUUUAAUGAAGCUUUCUAAGGUAUACGGGAACAUCUGCACGCUCUGGGUGGCCCACCAUCCGAUUGUAGUCCUGUCUGGAUUCCAAACGGUGAAAGAAGGCUUGAUCAACCAUUCAGAAGACCUGCUUGACCGACCUUUGACCCACUUCCUGAUUAAGGCCUUCAAUAAAAAGGGUAUUGCAUUUGGAAAUGGACACAACUGGAAGCAACAGAGACGAUUUGGUAUAGUUACUAUGCGGACCCUUGGACUAGGGAAGAAAGGCAUGGAGUACGAAAUUGAGGAGGAGGCCCAUCGGCUUGUGGAGGCCUUUUCACGGACAAAAGGGCAGCCACUUGACCCUUCAGUACUGGUCAGUAAUUCCGUCUCCAGUUUGAUAAAUGUUGUCUCUUUUGGAUACCGAUUUUCUCCUGAAGACGAAAAGUUCCGGAGAAUGAUUGCAGCGAGUGAUUAUUUCGAAAGAUUUUCAGUCAGCUUUUAUCAUGCUCUGUAUAACCUUUUCCCGGGGCUCAUGAAACAUCUCCCAGGGCCGCACCAGAAGGCCUUGUCCUGCAUGGAAAUGGGGAUUUUAUAUGCCAAAGAGGAGAUCGAUAAACACAAAGAGAAUCAGAACCUGCACGAGCCCCAGGAUUUCAUUGAUUUCUAUCUACUUCAAAUGGAGAAAAGCAAGGAUGAUCCCAACUCUACCUUUAGUGAAGAGAACCUCACUCAAAUUCUUGUUGACCUCUUUGUUGCGGGUACAGAGACCACUUCCAGUACUUUGCAAUGGGCACUGCUUCUCAUGGUGGCUUACCCAGAUGUCCAAGAUAAAGUCUACAAAGAGAUGGAAGAUGCUUUGGGUCCCUCUCACCCAAUCUGUUACGAAGAUCGGAAGAAACUGCCAUACACCAAUGCUGUGCUUCAUGAGACCCAGCGGGCCAAAUAUAUCUUACCAGUUGGGAUUCCCAGACGAUGUUCAAAGGAUUUCCAGAUGCUUGGCUUUCAUAUUCCAAAGAAAACCCUUGUUGUGACAGAUCUGAACUCUGUCCUUCUUGAUCCCAAGCAUUGGGAGACCCCUGGAGAAUUCAACCCAAACCAUUUUAUGGACAAGGAGGGGAAUUUUGUCACUAGAGAAGAAUUCUUGCCAUAUGGAGCAGGAGCUCGAGUGUGUCUUGGGGAGCAGAUGGCGAGGAUGGAGCUGUUCCUUUUCUUUGCCAACUUGCUGAGGGCCUUCAAAUUUCAACUGCCCGAAGGUGUGAAAGAACUGAACAAAGAGCCAGUAGUUGCAAUAUCAAUGCAUCCCCAUCCUUAUAAACUCUGUGCUAUUCCCCGCAAUAGUUCAUGUCAAAUUAUAUAGGACUUGUUGAUAGUAGAUUAUUUAUUACUGUACAUUUCCCUGUUGUUCCACUUCCUUCAGUCCGACAGUCUGUCAUAACUUGCUUGUUUUUAGAUUGUCUGUGUCCUUAGCCAUUAUCUAGUUCAUCAGAACUUUAAGCAAAUCCAUCAUGUAAGUAAAUUACUUGGCACCUAGGACUGAACUGUUGCACCUCAGCAGGAGUUCACCUUGCUCACAGCACUCAUCAGGAAACCAGAUGUGGUAAUAAACAGUUUAUUGAUAAAACACAUAUAAGAAAGGGCCAAAGGCAUCUUAAAGCAAAUAGUACGAUAAAAAUCCAGGUGUUAAUAAAGAAAGCAAGUCCCAUGGGCAUAGAUAAAUCUAGAAAACAAGAGUUAAAACAUGAACAUUAAUCCAGGUAACAAGGAACGAAACAAGAGAAUGAAUCCAUAGGCAAAUCCAUAAAACAAGAAGCAAAACUUGACCAGGAAACUUGAGCCCUGAGCUAAAGCAUGAACCAGGAACAAGACAGGAGUUUUAUCACUCCAGUAGCGACAUUGCUUGAUCUAAAAACCUAACAGCUCUCUCCCUAAUUUAAGGGCUGCAAAACAUGAACACAUUCCUUUGACCUUGAGAAGCCUGCUUCUGCCUCUCUUUCUCAUAGGUUUUCUUGCACCUGAAUCUCUGCUCCCAGGGCUGUAGCCAGAAA